This is a messenger RNA of Notothenia coriiceps (black rockcod), 4251 nucleotides long. RefSeq names its product ephrin type-A receptor 3-like. Bases 1 to 717 code for a protein of 238 amino acids. The record is from RefSeq and is a predicted model, not a curated record. Gene Ontology annotation, cellular component: dendrite; plasma membrane. Gene Ontology annotation, molecular function: transmembrane-ephrin receptor activity; protein binding; ATP binding. Gene Ontology annotation, biological process: protein phosphorylation; ephrin receptor signaling pathway; axon guidance. The transcript has 6 exons. Lineage: Eukaryota; Metazoa; Chordata; Actinopteri; Perciformes; Nototheniidae.
AUGAACUUCAUCAGUAACUCCAGCAGUACAGAAAAUGGCUUUGUGUCAUUUUUAAGCAACCUGGUGUGUAAGGUGUCCGACUUCGGCCUGAGUCGAGUUCUGGAGGAUGACCCAGAGGCUGCCUACACCACGAGGGGAGGGAAGAUCCCCAUCAGGUGGACAGCUCCAGAGGCCAUAGCCUACAGGAAGUUCACCUCAGCCAGCGAUGUGUGGAGUUACGGUAUCGUCAUGUGGGAGGUGAUUUCAUACGGAGAGAGACCCUACUGGGAGAUGUCCAACCAGGAUGUGAUCAAAGCAAUAGAUGAGGGCUACCGUCUUCCCGCUCCGAUGGACUGUCCUGUGGUUUUGCACCAGCUCAUGUUGGACUGCUGGGAGAAGGGACGCAGCGACAGGCCAAAGUUUGGACAGAUCGUCACAAUCCUGGACAAGCUCAUCAGAAACCCGGCCAGCCUCAGAGAGCUGGCCAACAGCUCAGAAUGGGAGGACCCGACCACCCCAGAGUUCAGUGUGAACACAGUGGAUGAGUGGUUGGAGGCCAUCAAGAUGGGCCAGUAUAAGGAGAACUUUUCCAGUGCUGGAUAUGUCAGCUUGGACUCAAUCCUCUACAUCAGCGUCAGUGAAUUGGCUAAAAUGGGGGUGAAUCUUGCCGGCCACCAGAAGAAGAUUUUGUCCAGCGUGCAGACCCUGCAGACCCAGGGGACGCACGUUCAAGUAUAACAGUUUCCACAGAAACACACAGUGAGACAGAGCCAAAAUGGAUGCUCCGUAUGAAGAGUUUCCCCACUUAAAUGGAGUUGUUAUGGAUACUCUGUGCUCUGGGCCUCCAUUGAUUUUGAGACACCCUGAGUUGGAGACAACAUGGACGCUUGACUCCUUCAUCUCCUCGCAAUUUCACCAUUCUUCCUACCCUCGAUGGGCACCACUGGCUUUAGCAUUCAGUAACCCAGCCACCAUUAUGGAGCUACAAAGAGACACACGUCCAACAACAAGGCCACAUCUAGAGCAUCCCAGACCAUUUCACUUCAUAUCAGCCAAUAAAGAAUUCUUAACAGAGGAAAUGACAAAAAAAAAAGAAUCAGAAUAUAAUUAUCAUCACUGUCUGUGAGGUGUACAGUUGUUGUUUUUUUACUGUCAUUUUGUUUCUGUUCUGAGUUUUCACCUUGAAGAGUUUAAAAAGGGUCAGAAGAUAUGUAUAUGUGUAGAUAUAUGUUUAUAUGGGCUGUGUGUCCCACAACAGUAGAGAUGGACCUAACGUUUGUAAUGGUGGAGAGGUUUAAUGGGAGUUAUAACUUAGUACCGGUACUUGUAUGGCCCCUUCCAUUGCUCUCUUUAUACAGAGAGUCAAUAAGUGAGCCGAGAUUAUGGAUAUCAUGAAUGUGUGGGUGGGGUGAACAGGAAAAUGGACCUUUAGAGAUAGACAGGGAUGUAGAUUUUGCCAGCUCAUGAAGGAUGGAAGUAUGAAUCAUUUGAAUAGAGUUUUGACCAGGACAAGGGCUUCCCUAGUGACUGCUCUCAGACACACUUCCACAGCAACUAGACCCAGAGCACCUUUGCUAGUCUGCUUGCACUUUUGAUGUUUAUCGGGGGCAAAUAAACAGCGGAAACUGCUUAAGCUGCAGUUACAGCACAGAUACAUUUUACUCUUCCAUCACAAGCUGUCUAUUCUAAACAACAUUGUCUAUUCGGCUGUCGCAGUAUGAUGUUGUUAGGAAUAUUUCAGCUUAAAAGUUUGCCUUCCGAUGUUUCAGGUGUGAUAAGAAAGUUAUAGUGUUUCGUGUUAAGAAAAGGUGUUGCCAAGGUCAUUCUAGAGUGACACUGUUGAGAAAGUGUUUAUCCAGUGUUGUGCCAUGUACAGUUAACAUUGACAUUUUCAUCUGGGCAACAUACCACCAUUACUACUAUACUCAGUCCUAUCAUCAGUUCAAACGGCUGGAUGUUAACAUAAGGCCAGUCUCAGUAAUUACAAUGUUUUGUUCAAGUCUUCUUUAUGAAAAAGAGCAUUGGAAUGGACGCUUUUUUUUCAGCAAGAGGAAAUAUAUAUAUACGCUGUGUAGACUUUCAGCUGUGCAACCACGAGAGGGUGAAAAGUACUUAAAAAAGAUGAUUUGUGCGUCUUGUACUGUCUCACAUUCUUGUUAUCAGUCAACCUAUUUCAAGCAUCACUAGUUUCAAUCCAUUACUGAUAAGGUACAUUUACAAAACAAUGUUUACAGCAAAUACAUAAAUAAAUUGGUUUGUUGGUUUUUCCUUAUCAGAAGGAAACUGCUGCUUUUCACAUUAAAUACAAGCUUAGAUAUGAUGGGACCCUCUUUGUGUGCACUGCAUUAAUGGCACUGAACCUGCUUAAGCGUACUCCCAGACCCCAGUUUUAAUAUAUGUGGUACUCUAUAGGACCAACGGUGUCAUAUAGUACAGUAUAUAUGAUUGUAUUAUAGUGUAAAAUAUGUACAGAGUUGAUUUCCAAUGUUAGAAUGUUUGUAAUGAUAACGAUGAUAAUGACUAUGAUGUACUUUUAUUGUGAAAAAGAGAUUUCUGAAGUACUCGUUCAGGGGCGUGUCGUACAGGAGAAAAUAGCAGGGAGGUGAUUCGUUGGUCUGAACAAAGGAAUGUAGCAUGGUGCGAUGCUUCUGCUUUGAUUGACAGGUAACAAUGAGUGCAGUUUCAACCAUAGUGUUAGAAUGAGUAGAAUGGACUUUCCUUAUUGAUUCACUGGCUUCAUUUGCAUACGUCCCUUAAACAGUAAUUACAAGCACUUUCUAAGCCUGUGUCCACCUACAAAACAACUUGUUAAGUGCUUUCUUGGUGAUAUAAAGAUGGAAGAGGGGAGGUUGAGAUAAGAGACAUGCUCAAAUUGAUGCAUUAGCUAAACCCCUCCACAAAGCAGAAAUUAUCCAAUCAAAUCUUGGCAACUAUAACUAGGCACGACAGACCUGUCUAGCUUUGUAUUUCUCCGCAUGCUGAAGCGACUCGCAUGCAAUAACAGCUUGUAACUUGGCAUUUAAAGAGUUUCCAGGGUGUUGACCUUUUGUUCAACCGUUCCUUAAACGCAACAGCAAAAGCAUAAGGAAUGGAUUUAACAGUUUGUUUGUCUGUUCUAUUAUAAACUGCAUGUCGGAAUAACAAGUUUACCAUCUUCAAUAGUAUUCCAACAUCGCUUCCAAGGCCAAGGUGUUGUGAUGAAUAUGAAAAUAAAACCCUUUUUGACCAUCUUUACAGGGUUUUCAUUGAUUAGUUAGCUACAGCUAAAAGAGUAAAUCAUGCCAGUGACAGUUUUCCUAUAACUCAAAACGACUAUGCCAUUUCAAAAAAGAAAGCUUGACAGGCGUUGCAAGAGUAACUGUAGGGAACAUUAAUUUCCACCACUGUAUAGCUUGUUACUUGUGCAUUCUCUGCCCCAUUGGUUCAGAAUACAAUACAAAAUACAAUUCACAGAGUCUGAAACUGUUGGUACAUUCUACUCUUGCUAACUCUAUGAUUUCACUCAAGCGGACUACCCUUGACAGCUGGCCUUUUAGAUGCCUUAUUUACUGAGCUAGUGUUCUUUUCUGUUGCCCUAUAGAGGCGAUAUUAAGAGUAUAGUAUAUGUACAGGUAGUAUUUAUCUGUGUUCUUAAGAUGACCUCACAUCAACACCCUGGUUUUGUAUAAUCCCAAGACCGGCUCCAACAGCACCUUCACUAUGAAGCAGAACCAUGUCCUUUUUGUCCUUAAAACAGUGUAAUGAAUCUUAAAGCUGUAAUUGCUGAUUGGGAAACUAUCCUUAUUUAUUUGAUUUGUUUGAUAGGCUGCUCUAAGUUGCAAACUAUUUUCACAUGCAGCAAUCCUAAUGCAAAGUCAGAAUUAGAAAUGUCACUCAGAAAAUAUUGCAAAAAUGACCUCCCUUUGUACAAUCUUUUACACUUAAGAGAGGUCAAAGUCCACACCUUGAUUUCAACUCCAAAAAAAAGAUGCCAGUUUUGUGUCACUAUUCACCAUCAGGGUUAACAAUGUGGGUUUGUUUGCUUGAUCUCAAAUACAGUGUGUGUCCUCUAUUCCCCACCAGGUCUGUAUUGUAAGUGUUCAUGAGUGAUUCUCAUUCAAAAAAUGCAGAUCUCUGUCUCUCUCUCUCUCCUCGUCCCUCUCUCUUAUGCCACCUUACAAUGCUUAUUUGUCCCCAUGCCAGUCUCCUCUGCGUUGCUUGUUGUAAAGGGUGUAGGCAUUCUAAUGUCUUUCAUGUUGCUGUAAUAAAUAUGCUAAUAUUUCUAAUUUCUCA